Messenger RNA from Lycium barbarum (goji berry), 1861 nucleotides. Its product is annotated as protein DETOXIFICATION 49-like. The coding region runs from base 69 to 1619 and encodes 516 amino acids. The record is from RefSeq and is a predicted model, not a curated record. NCBI's taxonomy places the organism in Eukaryota, Viridiplantae, Streptophyta, Magnoliopsida, Solanales, Solanaceae. Gene Ontology annotation, biological process: xenobiotic detoxification by transmembrane export across the plasma membrane. The transcript has a single exon. Gene Ontology annotation, molecular function: xenobiotic transmembrane transporter activity; antiporter activity. Gene Ontology annotation, cellular component: membrane.
UCAAAACUCUCUCUCCUCAUCUUUAAUUUCUCUUGUCAAUUGAGUUACAACUAUAUCAUCAAUAAACAAUGUGCAAGCAGACAAGUCCACCACUCUCUAGCAAGAGCAACAGUAUGUUCAUUACUCUUUUGAUCCCCAAAACCCCAACAAACAAAAAUGAGGGCCCCCAUAACAAGACCAACGAAAUUACCCAUUUCUCCCUUGUUUUCAAUGAAGCAAAAUCCAUAGCCAAUAUUGCUUUUCCUAUGAUACUAACUGGUCUCCUUCUUUACUCACGUUCAUUAAUUUCCAUGCUUUUUCUUGGCCGGCUUGGCGGCUUAGCGCUAGCUGGCGGCUCAUUAGCCGUCGGCUUCGCUAACAUCACGGGUUAUUCAAUCCUUUCUGGUUUAGCCAUGGGAAUGGAACCUAUUUGUGGACAAGCUUUUGGUGCCAAAAAAUACAAUCUUCUUGGGCUAUCCUUGCAAAGAACCAUACUUUUACUUAUUUUAACUUCAUUUCCUAUAGCUCUACUUUGGGUCAACAUGAAAACAAUUCUUCUUUACUGUAGACAAGAUGAGGAUAUUGCUACUGAAGCCCAAUCUUACCUUUUAUACUCACUUCCUGAUUUAUUCGUGCAAUCAUUACUUCAUCCAUUGCGUAUUUAUCUUAGGACACAAUCCAUAACAUUGCCUCUCACAUUUUGCGCGGUGUUAGCAAUUCUUCUACAUAUUCCCAUAAAUUUUCUUCUUGUUAUUAAACUUAACUUAGGUGUCAAAGGAAUUGCACUUAGUUCCGUUUGGACUAAUUUCAAUGUAGUAAUCUCUUUAAUUAUCUAUAUCCUCAUUUCUGGUGUGUACAAAAAGACUUGGGAGAAUUUGUCAACAGAGUGUCUUAAAGGUUGGAAGAAACUCCUAAAUUUGGCAAUUCCAAGCUGCAUUUCGGUUUGCCUAGAAUGGUGGUGGUACGAAAUAAUGAUUUUGCUUUGUGGGGUUUUAAUAAAUCCAAGAGCAACAGUUGCUUCAAUGGGAAUAUUAAUUCAAACCACUUCAUUAAUUUACAUAUUCCCAUCUUCUUUAAGUUUCAGUGUAUCAACUAGAGUUGGCAAUGAGCUAGGUGCUAGACAACCAAAUAAAGCCAAACUUGCAGCAAUUGUAGGCCUUGCUGGCAGCUUCAUAUUGGGUUUUUCAGCUCUUUUUUUUGCAGUAACAGUAAGGAAAGUUUGGGCCAAAAUGUUCACUCAAGACCAAGAGAUUGUCGCGUUAACCGCACUUGUUUUGCCAAUAAUUGGGCUUUGUGAAAUUGGUAACUGUCCACAAACAACUGGUUGUGGGGUAUUGAGAGGGACUGCAAGACCAAAAGUUGGUGCUAAUAUAAAUUUGGGUUGUUUUUAUAUUGUGGGAAUGCCUGUUGCUGUGGGGCUAAGUUUUUAUUUAGGAUUUGAUUUUGAAGGUUUAUGGAUGGGAUUAUUGGCUGCACAGGCAUCGUGUAUGGUGACUAUGUUGAUUGUUUUGCUACGUACUGAUUGGGAUUUUGAAGCACAGAGAGCUAAAGAUCUUACAGGAAAUGUUGUCACUGAUGAUGAAGAUAUCGAAGAAUAUAAGCAACUUGUUCCAGGAAACAAGGAUAAUUCUCUGUGUUAAUAAAGUAGGUUUUUUUUUUCUUUUCAAGUUUAUGUUAUGAUUAUGCUUAAUUAGAUGUAUAGUGGGGUCGGGAGGUAGUGGCUUUCGAAGAGCUGAGCUUUUUCUUUUUUUGGCUACUUCUGGUGAAAUUCAAAUAGGGAUAUAUAUGUGUAACAAGGAAUAUCACAAGAAGUAACAAAAGAUUGUACUCAAUCAAACCAAACACGAGAAAAGACGUUGUACUUCAUAAUAUAUCUAGUAUU